CAAUUCCGGCAAUUUUCUCAAAACUUCGUAGUAAAAAAUAAGCCAAACCUCCAAAACCAUUCAUCUUUUGAAGAAAAGAAAUCAAUCCGUUCAAAAUGGAAGUUUCGUUGACCAAAAACUGCAUUUCUCUAUCCGUAUCGAAAACGGCACGUUAAAGGUUCUUUUCAAAGUCACGAAGCAAAAAAGCAACAAAAGAUGCCACUUUGGGCAUCGGAAACAAGAAUUGGACACAUCCGAAACGCAUCGUCUGCCGAAGGAACGGACGACGGCGGAAUCGGCACGCAAGACACGCAACAACCAAUAGAACUUCCUGAUCCGGCAGAGGAUGCUACUCGCAUGAUGGCAUUGAAAAAGUUGCGUCAUAAAUUGGUCACACUUUGUUCCGAGCACGGAGAUCGAACAAAGCCUCCAACCCUGGCUUUCGAACGUUGGCUUGGGCGGGCAGCUUUGCGACGUAAACCGGGGGACGACCCAAUCAUUCCCUCCGAUCUCUAUGGCAACGAUGGAAUGCUAGCGCUGGACAAGGCCUUGACUAGGGAUCUCUCCAGAACUCUUCCGUCAUGGGAGGCCUCGAGUAUUGUGGCGAAGGAGAUGACGAAGGAAGCUUCGAAGCAGAUCAGAGCUAUGGAGGUUUUUGGAAGGGACGGGGCAAACGAAGAUUUGGAAACGAUUUGCAAGAAGAUAGAGAACGAAAGUCGUGUGGUCAAAAAGGCCACGAAACGCAUGAAGAAAGCUCUUGAAAGCCAAGACGACCAAAGCGAUGAAGGCCAGGUGUCGCUGCGGGAAGCUCUUGUUUCGCUGCAAAGAGCUGCUUCUUCGUUGAAUGAUUCUGCUACCAACGCACAACGAGCAAUUGUAUUCAAGAGUAAUCCAGAUGGGGACGGCAAUAUCGUAUUCAAUGGAAAGCGAAGAGAGGGAAUUUACGACGUCAUGAGGUGUGGACCCGGUGGAAAACCAAGGAGACCAUAUCUAACUGUGUCAUCUCUCCAUUUGUCAAAACUAUUGCGAUUGUGGAAAAUUCAUAAUAAAACUAGUACCGAUGCUACCGUUGAUUGCAAUGAUAAAUUGCAUGAAGCAGAGGAGGAGGACCCAAUCAAAGCAAUGAAUGCUCUCCCUGAUGACGAAAGAAUCGUGUUCCAAAAAAGUCUGUACUGUUGCCUUGCUCGAUACGAAGGACUGAAAGGAGCGGGUUAUCAGUGUGCGGUGCCAGGUAUCGCGUUCGAUGCCGCGGUGAAAAUGGGCUUGGGGACCACAAUCGAAUGCUUUGCAAGUCCCCUCAAUUGCCGUUACGAACGAUUCUGUUCUGCUUUUCCGGACAUAGAAACGCGAUUCGGCUCGUUGGGAUCCUUUUUUGACGACGAUGCCUUUGAUCCUUUUGAGGGGUCAUUCGAAGCAAACCCUCCGUUCGUUCCUGAAACAAUGAUUGCGAUGGGAACAAAACUUGAACGCUUGUUGAGCGAUCAGAAUCGCGGGCCUCUUUCAUUUUUGGUUAUCGUACCAAAUUGGGGCGCAGGUAUUGAGUUUGUAAAGAACCUGUUAUCUUCUGCAUUUGUACGGGCUUCGAGUUGCAUUAAAGCAUCUGACCAUGCAUUCUACGAUGGUGCUCAGCAUACAAAGCCACUAUUUGCAAAGAAUCGUAAGCAAGCUGCAGAUCCUGACCUUAGGCCUUCGUCAUGGGACACAGCUGUUAUAUUGUUACAAAACGAUUUCGGGGCAUCAAAAUGGAAUGUGGAUAACGCGAAACUAGAAGAAUCCUUUUGCAGCGCUCUAAGAGCAUCUGUGAAAAAUCUUCCAAAGAAGUUUGCCACAUUGAGUGCCUGGGAACGUAGGGGAGUAGGCCAGGGUGGGUCAAGAAAGAGACAGCACCACCAGCACGGAACAUCCGAUAGAGUAAGAAGAAUCAAAACAAGCGACCCAAUGCGGUAGAUGAAAAUCAACAGAAUGACAGAUAACAGGCAAGAAUACCAUUUAGUGGUGAUGCUACCAAUUGAGAUGGAUUAAACGUUUAUGUGUACAAAAGUACAAAUGAUGGACAACAUUUUGGCCCUAAAACUUCAUGUACCCUUUGAUAGUUGCAUAAGGUAGUUGAACCCAUGCAAUCCAGCUUGCGCACUUGAGAUAAACUAAUGCAAUUCACAUCCAAAAAAGUAGAUUGGUUGCUGAUACAGAGUAUGCUGAUAUGAGUUGCUGAUAGUAGUAAAGAGUAUACUGAGCUGCUGAGAGCAUGAAGGAGUCACUGAUAUGGCAUCCCCCGAUACUGAGGACGCUGGUGCUGGAUACUGAGGACUCUGGAUAGCUAGUAGGGGGGGGGCAGGAAACUGGUGGUGGUGCUUUAGUAGUGAUAGGUUUAAGCAGUAGUAGUGAUCAGUGUCAAUCCUUUUUACUAGCAUCCCUCUAUUACUAGAACAUAAAUCAGGUACUUAGCA
Molecule: messenger RNA, 2426 nt
Organism: Pseudo-nitzschia multistriata
Lineage: Eukaryota; Bacillariophyta; Bacillariophyceae; Bacillariales; Bacillariaceae
Source: the annotation of a GenBank genome assembly